CCCACCACCACCGAGACCAGGGAGGUGUACAGAGCGCCGCUGCCCGUCCUCCUUCUCUAUGAUAUCCGGCUUCCGGCUCUGCUCAGUCCACAUGCUAGAGGAAGUAAACAAUGGCCAAAAACAAAGGAAAAGGACAGAAACAAAAUAAUGUAUUUCAUGUCGCAAACAGUAGAAGUAUAAAAGCCAAAAACAAAGCCAAACCAGUAAAGUCCACACUAAAGAAACUCAACGUCUCCAACAAUGACAAAGUGAGCAAAGUCAACAAAGCUUUCACAGAACUGCACAAAGAUGUUGCCCAGCUGAAAAAGAUGACUGCAUCAAAAGCAAAGCCAGGCAAGAUUUCCAAGCCAACACCAGAAGCCCCCGCAGAUGUUGAUAAUGCUGCAGAUCUACUUUCACAGCUAUAACCCUAUUUUAUAUUAAAUCAGUUAAAACCUUA
This is a messenger RNA of Rana temporaria (common frog), 439 nucleotides long. RefSeq names its product ribosomal biogenesis factor (gene RBIS). Lineage: Eukaryota; Metazoa; Chordata; Amphibia; Anura; Ranidae. The record is from RefSeq and is a predicted model, not a curated record. Gene Ontology annotation, biological process: ribosome biogenesis. Gene Ontology annotation, cellular component: nucleolus. The coding region runs from base 111 to 407 and encodes 98 amino acids. The transcript has 4 exons.